Messenger RNA from Lentinula edodes (shiitake mushroom), 726 nucleotides. RefSeq lists its product as uncharacterized. Bases 1 to 726 code for a protein of 241 amino acids. The record is from RefSeq and is a predicted model, not a curated record. The transcript has 4 exons. Lineage: Eukaryota; Fungi; Basidiomycota; Agaricomycetes; Agaricales; Omphalotaceae.
AUGUCUAUACCCGCUUUUACUCCCAUUGCUCUUAUCAUUGGUGGCGGAUCCAAUGUUGGGAUCAAUGUUGCCAAAAAGCUAUUGAAGGAAGGCUACGGCGUUGCACUAGGUUCACGGAAUCCAGAUUCUGCUGCUCUCAAACAGCAAGGAAUCUUUCCUGUGUCCGUUGAUGGGACGAGCUCUGAAAGUAUUCAGAAAGCAUUCAAAUCGGUUAGGACGAAUCUUGGGGAACCAAGUGUCGUGGUAUAUAAUGUCUCGGUACAUUUCCCACUUCCUUCCGCCAAUGAUCCAUUAUCCGUAUCUUCCGAUGAUUUUGCCAAGUCUUGCAAGCUGGAACACGCAGUAUUCGUUUCCGCGCAGGAGGCAUUGACUAGCUUCCGCUCGAUUAAACACUCUACUCCCAAAGCCUUUAUCAGCACGGGAAAUAUCCUCCCGUUCAUGAAAGACGGGCCCAUUAAUUUUGUGAUAGGGGCAUUGCAGAAGACAACGAUGGCCACCUUGAUGAAUUAUUCCAAUCGGGCGUAUGUUGCAGAGAGAAUUAGAUUCCAUUAUGCUACACUCGUAGGUCCUGAUGGAGGCAUUCCAAACCUAAACCCUCUUGCGGAAGUUGGAUUCUUUAACAGUGGUCCAGCGCAUGCCGAGGCGUAUUGGGACCUAAUUUCCGCAGAAAAUGUGAAGAGUUGGGAUUACCGAUUCACAUACAAUGGGAAGGCAUAUGUAGCCUAG